This is a messenger RNA of Tigriopus californicus, 2705 nucleotides long. Its product is annotated as fanconi-associated nuclease 1-like. Gene Ontology annotation, molecular function: flap-structured DNA binding; 5'-flap endonuclease activity; 5'-3' exonuclease activity. The record is from RefSeq and is a predicted model, not a curated record. Lineage: Eukaryota; Metazoa; Arthropoda; Copepoda; Harpacticoida; Harpacticidae. The transcript has 3 exons. Bases 93 to 2705 code for a protein of 870 amino acids. Gene Ontology annotation, biological process: interstrand cross-link repair. Gene Ontology annotation, cellular component: nucleus.
AACGCAACGCUUUCAAUUGAUAAUCACGGAACUGAAGUACCCCACUCGGACUCCCAAAGGCCUAAACCUAGCUAGGGAAGGCUCCGAGACCUAUGGACACGAUGAACGGUCCCCGGACUAUCAUGGACUUUUUCCAAAGACCUUCGGGUCUGAAAUGUCCCAUUUGCGGAGACGCCUUUCCCAAGUUGGCGGAUCUGAACCGUCAUCUCGACCUCAACAUGUGCCAACCGUCACCCACUCCCGAGGAGGAGCUCUUUGACGACUCGGAUCCCGAUCCUGAUUUGCAUGACUUGGUUGUGCUCACCCCGCCCCCUAAACACCACCACACCCUCUCCCCGUCCCCUAGCUCGUCUCCCUUGAAAGCCUCCCCCACUUUAAGCAAGUUUCCCAAUCGGUUUGGCACGUCCCUGGAAGCUUUAGGGCCCAUUCAAAGAACCUCUCCAAGCUCCUCGAAGGCCCGAAACAAAGCCCACCGAUUCUCGCCCUUGAGUCAAAUCAGCUCGCCGAAGAAGGUCCCAAGGGCCCUGUUCCUCAUGGAAUCGCCUCCUCAUGUACCCUUGACCCAGAGCAAAAAACAAGAUCCCGCGCAUGUACCGUAUUAUUUGGUCAAUUUCGAGUGCAUUUUGAAGGGCGUGAUUGAAGAAACCGAUGAUCGAGACUUGUUGGAUGAGACUGAGUUGGGAUGGAUCCAAGAUUUCCAGCGAUUAGAAAUCAAUGCUAAGAAACUCUAUGUUCGGUUGUUUGGUCGCAAAUUCGGCUGGUUGACGGCCAAUAAUAUUCGUUAUGAAGAAAUUGCCAACUUAUCUCAAGCCUUGAAAGACUUGCGAGAUGUUCGAUUUCUGGAUAGUGGGGCCGAUUUGGCCGAUCUGGAAUCAAUUUUGAAGCUCGUGCCCGCACCCGAGAUCCGCUUGUUGUGCAAGGAGUUCAAGAUUGUGGCCCAAGGGACGCAAAAAGCGGAUUUCAUUCAGGCCUUACUCAAGCAUUCCCGACGAAAGUCCUUCUUUUUGUCGUCCAAUGGCAAUUCCAUGGAAAAAAUCCUGCGCCGAAAAGCCUCUCAAAUGGUAGGCGAAUGCUUCAAAUUGGUGGACGAAGUUCGGAAGGUGUUCCUCAGGGUACUUUCAUUGUACUCCUUGACGAAUUGGUGGGAUGAACGGGAGAAUGAAAAAGGCCAACCCCAACAACUGACCACUCUUUUGUUGAUGAAUCAAGGCAAGAUGGUCUUCCCCCCGUAUAAAAUCAUUCGUCAAAGGAAAAUCUUCGAGUCACGGUCAGAUCUUUUGGCCUUUGAGGAAGCGUGUGUGAUUGAGGCGAGGAUGUCCGAGGCUUUUGAUAAGAAGGAUUGGUUGAUAGCCGAGGACAUUUACCACGAAGCUCUGGCCAUGUUCAAGGCCACAUUGGACCAAUCUGAAUACCAAGCCAAGGCUGAAAAACUCCCAGUAUUUCUAAGAAAGUUCACUCGAGGCGCCAUCUUGGUAUACGUCUUGACCAAGAGUGUCGAGGUUCUGGAGCGGAAUAAAAAGCAUGAUCAGGCUGUGAAACUCAUCCAAACCCUUUUAGAGCAGGAUACGUACUUGCCGGAUUAUCGAGGGCACUGGUACGAACGAUUAGUACUAGACCUCGACCAGCAUCUGAAGCAACCUCUCGAAUCCAUUCGCCAAGUUAUGAACGGGCUCAAUGACGCCAAUGUUCGUGAAGCUCGGAAACUGUCUUUGUUCCAAAGGGUCGAGAAGAUAUGCGGGGCCAAAAAGAACACCAAACUACUGCCACACCUCAAAACUGCCCAAGCGCGCUCGGAUUGGCUGAAUCUCGCGGAAGCGCCCAAGGUCGAGAUUCAAGGCCGUUUGAUGCCUAAAGACAACCUACCCGGAGCUAAAACCGUGUUUCUCUUUGAACACGCCGAUCAAAGACUAUUAUGCUCGGUGGAGGAAUACGUCCGAGAAUACUACAAAACCUUGGGCUUCUCCCAAGGAUUACACGGAGAAGGGGCUGUUGUGAACACGAUCUGUGCCCUGCUUUUUUGGGACAUUCUCUAUGAUCUAGAUAUCCCGGAUGCCUUCCGUAGUCCCAGUCAACCCGUACCGUUGGAUUUUAACACUGAUGACUUUUACUUGGCCAGAAAACCCCAGAUUGACGAUCGACUGGAUGAUCUACUCCACUGGACCGAUCUGGAACUAAAUGAUUGGGUCCAAGAGCGAUGGGAACAGUCUCACGGUGUGAUUUCAUUGGUGAAUUGGGAUCUUUUUCACAAUGUGGAGCACAUUCUUGGUCUGAUUCACUGUUUUAAACGGGACCAAUUGCACGGCAUCUGUGAUCGACUGAUCAAGAAACAUCGCUACACGCGCUCGGGUUAUCCGGAUCUCACACUGUGGAACCCGGAGACAAAAACGGUCGAGAUUGUCGAGGUCAAAGGUCCGAAUGAUCGAUUAUCCAACAAGCAGAUCCUUUGGCUGGACUAUUUGAACAGUUUGGGUGUGAAGGCUGUCGUUUGCCAUGUCGUCGCGGUGGGCGGGAAGAAACUCUCCUCCAGCCCUUUUAAGAUAACACGUGGGUCUCCUCAAAAAGCACCCACACCCUCAUUGAGCUCAACUUCGCCCCAAACCAUAGGGAAGAAACGCAUGGAAUCUCAUCAUCGAUCGGACGCUAGCCGCUCCAAGAAACGUAAGUCUAACACUCUUAUUGACUCCGAUGACGACUUUGUACCUUGA